Tupaia belangeri chinensis (Chinese tree shrew) is the source of this 1863-nucleotide messenger RNA. RefSeq names its product THAP domain containing 1 (gene THAP1). Gene Ontology annotation, molecular function: RNA polymerase II cis-regulatory region sequence-specific DNA binding; DNA-binding transcription factor activity. NCBI's taxonomy places the organism in Eukaryota, Metazoa, Chordata, Mammalia, Scandentia, Tupaiidae. Gene Ontology annotation, cellular component: nucleus. The annotation marks the transcript as partial. Gene Ontology annotation, biological process: regulation of transcription by RNA polymerase II. The transcript is spliced from 3 exons. The record is from RefSeq and is a predicted model, not a curated record.
UGUGCCGCACACGGCUGCAAGAACCGAUACGAUAAAGAUAAGCCUGUCUCUUUCCACAAGUUUCCUCUUACUCGGCCCAGUCUUUGUGAAAAAUGGGAGGCAGCUGUCAGAAGAAAAAACUUUAAACCCACCAAGUACAGCAGUAUCUGCUCCGAGCACUUCACUCCAGACUGCUUUAAGAGGGAGUGCAACAACAAGUUACUGAAAGAGAACGCUGUACCUACAAUCUUUCUCUGUACUGAGCCCCAUGACAAGAAGGAAGACCUCCUGGAGCCCCAGGAGCAGCUGCCCCCACCACCUCCAACGCCGCCUGUGUCCCAGGUUGACGCCGCUAUUGGAUUACUCAUGCCCCCUCUGCAGACCCCCGACAAUCUCUCUGUUUUCUGUGACCACAACUAUACCGUGGAGGACACCAUGCACCAGAGGAAGAGGAUUCACCAGCUCGAACAGCAAGUCGAGAAACUCCGGAAGAAGCUCAAGACGGCGCAGCAGCGGUGCAGGAGGCAGGAACGGCAGCUGGAAAAACUGAAGGAGGUCGUGCACUUCCAGAAGGAGAAAGACGAUGUGUCCGAGAGAGGUUAUGUGAUCCUUCCAAAUGACUACUUCGAAGUGGUUGAAGUUCCAGCAUGAAGAAGGAAAUGCGUGUUGAUUUUUAGUAGGGCCACACCACGUGUCCUCCUGCCUCUGAAGGAGUCUCAUUUGGAAAAAAGUCACAUUUGAUUACUUGUGUAAAAAACAACUCAGAAUAUUUUUUUAAAUAAAUAAAUUAGAUAUAUACUGUAAAAUUUUCUGUUUGUAAUUUCAGGGUUUUUACAUUUUAACAAUAUUUUAAAAGCUAUAAACUAACCUCAGACCUCCAGUGUAAGUUGGUUUUAAGAUUAGAGAUUUUUGGUUUUUGAGUAUUUAUAGAAAUAAUGUAAAAGUAAAAAAUAAAGAGAAUGAGAACAGUGCAGUGAGGAUAACUUAAGUUUAAGCUGAAAAAUUGGUGCUGUUUACUGAGAACUUAGUUGUAUUUUAAAUAAGUAUGAGCUGGCCCAUUGGAUGGGCCAUUCAUCCAUUCUUAUUUGUAAAGUCAGAAGGUUUGUUUAUCUUUCUGAUUGACUUGUUGAAGAUAAACUGGCAAAUCAAGACUUGAACAAAAAAAGGAUUUGGUUGUGUUUAGAGCAGGAAAUGAAGAGUCAUUCCAUACCGAAUAAAUAACUUUAUAAAGAGUGGACUUAAAAAAAGUGGACCCCUCUUUCUUCCCAUUGCCUAGCACUAUGAAAUUAGAAGUUUAUCUUCAGCACAAGAAACAUUCUUCAAUAAAGUAAGGCAUUGUUAUCGGUGAAGUUCUGCAAAUUGGGGCUUGAUCUGCGACAGUUUUUUUUUCUUCUCUCUUUAGCCCCGAGCUAAAGGACAUCAGGUCCCCAACUGUAGUUAUGUCUACACCCAAGUCCCUGAUGGUGUGCUGUGUGAGGAGAGUUUGGUUUGCAUCCUGAUGUGGUAGGUGAUCCGGCACGUGACCCAUUGAUUUUGGUCAAGGCGAGUCAUAAAAAUUGUUUCUUCACUUUUAACAAGUUAGAAGUCCUAUCUCAUUUAUUUAAAUAAGUGAUUUAUGUUAAAAAAGCAACCUACUAUGUAACGCUUACUUUACUGAACGUUGAGAUUUAAACACUGAGGUUUCUGUUCAAACUGUGAGUUGUGUUCUGACUCUGUGAGGACUUUAACAUAUAUUUGCAAUGAAAAUAUGUUCUGAAUAAACACUGCUAUAGGAAUUCUCUAUUUAGAUUUAGAAUAACUGUUCCAAUUACAGUUAUUACUUUUAUAUUCCCAAGUACACUGAGAUAGCUGAAGAGUAACAGACCCUUUAAAACAGUAUUAAAG